AUGGACUUUAAACGUACCAACUCGAGCCGCACCGGGUUAAACUCGGGACGCUCCGUGCCGCCGCGCCCGCCCACCGCAACACCGAUGCGUAUCUCCACCUACUCAAGUGCUUCCACACCCAGGCGAAACACGACACCAAACAGCCAAAGGUCUCCAGCAGGCAUGACACCAACGAUGCAACGACCGCCGCGACCUGGUGGCACGCCGGCAUCGGCACGCGGGCCACGACCUGGACUUCCCCGCCCUGAGUCCUUCAGACGCACCGGAACGGGUGUUAGUCUUUCUGGUGCCAACAACAACCACAGCAGCAGCAUCUCCAGCAUUGGGAAUACCAGUGGGGGUGGGGGCAGCAGUCAUCAUCACAUGCGACCACUCUCAGGGAAAACGGGAGGCAACGGUCGCGUGAACGUGUACGCGCGUGUGCGUGCCUCCGCCGCGAAUGAGACGGCAGAGGACCAGCAACAGUUGGCGGUGCGCAUGAAGGAUGAUACAGUGGAUGUUUUGGUGCCUCAGAAAGGUCGCUUCACCUUUACCUUCGACGGGGUUUUUUGGAGCAACGAAAACGCCGGUACGAAGCCGUUUUCCAGUCAGGAAGACGUAUUUGAGGUCAUCGGUCGACCGCUAGUUGAGAAUGCCUUGGCUGGGUACAACGCCGCUAUUAUGGCAUAUGGGCAAACCGGCAGCGGUAAGACGUACACAGCGUUUGGCCCCCCCAAUUCCCUUGGCACCCCGGAGGAGGGUCUCAUUCCACGCGUAUGUGAGAUGAUCUUCUCACGCGCCGCCGCCAGCUCGCAGAAAGGGGUGACGUACCGCGUGUGUGCGUCCAUGUUGGAGGUCUACCUUGAGGACGUCUUUGACCUGCUGAACCAUCGUCGGAUGGUCUCCAUCCGUAACAACUACACGGACAAUUCCUUUCAUGUGGUUGGUGCAAGGUCUAUUCCUGUCCGAAGCUAUGAGGAUAUUGCUGCGCUGCUGCGGAAGGCGGAGCCACUUCGCACGUUUGCGGCGACCGCCGUUCACGACCGCUCCUCUCGUGCCCACACACUUUUCCAGCUGGAGGUGCAGACCUCCUUCGAGUCGACAGACAUCGUCCCCCGCAUCUCCAAGUUACUUCUUGCGGACCUUGCCGGCGCUGAGCGCAUCAAAAUCGCUCAAACCGAGACUGGGCUUCCGUUUGAGCAGGCACGCAACAUCAACCUUUCGCUGCUUGCGUUGGGCUCCUGCAUCGAGGCUGUGGCGACACGCAAGGGCUAUAACCAAAAUAUUCCAGAGUUCCGCAACAGCACUCUGACGAGGCUGCUAAAGGAGUACCUUGGCGGCAACAGUGUGUCGGCGAUGCUGGUGACCAUCGCGCCAAGUGCGCAUGACGCCCAUCUCAGCGUACAGUCGCUCCGCUUCGCCGAUCGCGCCAAGCAGAUGACCACCCACGCGAAGAUCAACACCGUGAAGCCAAUUGAUGCCACGGAUGAAGGCGCCUCCAAGCUCAGUGAAGAGCUCCGUGACGCCUACCUAAAGAAGAAAGAAGCGCUCUACGCCGAGUAUCAGCUGCAAAACACCAUUGAGGAACUGCUCAAGAAAAUUGCCAUCCUUGAGGCGCAGCUUAUGGAGGCCACCAAUGAAGAUAUAAUUGCUCGUCUGCAGGAGGAAAUUGAGGGCCAUCAAAAGACUCUGACUGAUGCUGACGCCCAGCUGCAGGAACAACGGCGCAUUCUCUACCCCAACGAGGUUGUCCUUGAGGACAAACUUAAAGAGGUAGAAACAAGGAUGCAGGAGUUGAAAGAAGAGCAUGAGGAUGCCCUUGAAAGCCUCAUGACAGAGGAUCUUCGCAAGUACACCGAUACGAUGAGGACAAAGGAAUUACGUCACAAUGAGAUUAUCGCUUCCAUGCAGGCAGAACACAAUGACGAGGUGUCAAGUCUGCAGAAACUACUCGACAAGGCCAACACCUCAAUUCAACAGCUCACAGCAUCGCUGUCAGAAACAAAGAAUGAACUUUGCAGAGCUGAUGAGAGUUUAGGAGAAAUGCAGUCUGCGUUCGCUGAGCUCGAGGAUCUCUCCACGACCAUGAAAACCACGCUAGAGGGCCAGAUCAAGCAGCUACGUUUAGAUCUUGCGGACCGUGAAGAGAAAUUAGAAGAGAUGCACACCGUCUCGAAGGACCUUGAGGAGCGGUACGCCGACGACACCCGAGCUGCCGAGGAGAAGCAGGCGGAGCUGCAGGGCCAGAUUGAGCAGUUGCAGGGUGAUGUGGCUGAGCGUGACCAGAAGCUGGAGGAGAUGCUUGCUGCACAGAAGGACCUUGAGGAGCGGUACGCCGAGACACCCGAGCUGCCCAGGAGAAGCAGGCGGAGCUGCAGGGCCAGAUUGAGCAGCUGCAGGGUGAUGUGGCUGAGCGUGACCAGAAGC
This is a messenger RNA of Trypanosoma rangeli, 2406 nucleotides long. Its product is annotated as putative kinesin. Lineage: Eukaryota; Euglenozoa; Kinetoplastea; Trypanosomatida; Trypanosomatidae. The transcript has a single exon. The record is from RefSeq and is a predicted model, not a curated record. The annotation marks the transcript as partial. Gene Ontology annotation, molecular function: plus-end-directed microtubule motor activity; ATP binding; microtubule binding. Gene Ontology annotation, biological process: microtubule-based movement.